AUGGCUGGAAGGUCGCGGCUCCCGAGUGGUGCCGUGUGCCCUGCCGCCUACCCCGACACCCCCGCCGAAUUUCCCCCGCACCUCCAGGCCGGCGCGAUGCGUCGCCGCUUCUGGGGCGUGUUCAACUGCCUGUGCGCCGGCGCGUUCGGGGCCCUGGCCGCCGCCUCCGCCAAGCUGGCCUUCAGCAGCGAGGUCAACAUGGGCUUAUGCGUGUUAGGCAUUGUUGGGAUGGCGUUCACCAAUUCUAUGAUGUGGACAUUCUUUAGCCGGGGCCUCAGUUUCUCCAUGUCUUCGGCCAUUGCAUCUGUCACGGUGACUUUUUCAAACAUCCUUAGUUCGGCUUUCCUGGGCUACGUGCUGUACGGAGAGUGCCAGGAGGUCUUGUGGUGGGGAGGAGUGUUCCUCAUCCUCUGCGGACUCACCCUGAUCCACAGAAAACUCCCUCCGACCUGGAAGGCCCUUCCACAGAAGCAGCAGUAGCACCGUUAGCUGGACGGACCAGCUGGAAAGAUGGCGGCGGUGGCCAGGCUCAGCCAGAGGGUGGUGCCAGGCUGACCAGGCCUCCGGGCCAGCUCUGCUUCCAGGGAAAGCAGGCCAGGAGUGGCCUUCGGGCAUGAAGCUUCAGCUUCUGUAAGGGGAGGUACGACCGCAGCAGUGUUCUGAUACUUUCUUGGUGUAUCUGUAUAAAGCUUUGACCCCCAUGCCCCCAGGCCGCCCCAGGGAGCCACCUCUGCUGGUGAGCCUGGGCAGAUGCCAGAGGCCCUGGGGUAGGUCUGCUUUAUGUGUGGUACCUGAAACCAAGCUCUAAUUGUAGUUGUGUUGCCCGCCUACGGCCAGUCACAUAACACUCAAGUCAGUGACUGGUGGGGCUUGCUGACACCUUCAUGCUGAUGUACCAGGCCAUCUGUGUCAUGCUUCCGUAUUGUGGCACGGGAAGGAA
This is a messenger RNA of Trichechus manatus latirostris (Florida manatee), 940 nucleotides long. RefSeq names its product transmembrane protein 42 (gene TMEM42). Lineage: Eukaryota; Metazoa; Chordata; Mammalia; Sirenia; Trichechidae. Bases 1 to 480 code for a protein of 159 amino acids. The record is from RefSeq and is a predicted model, not a curated record. The transcript is spliced from 3 exons.